Messenger RNA from Nematocida parisii ERTm1, 167 nucleotides. RefSeq lists its product as uncharacterized. NCBI's taxonomy places the organism in Eukaryota, Fungi, Microsporidia. The record is from RefSeq and is a predicted model, not a curated record. The transcript has a single exon. The coding region runs from base 1 to 159 and encodes 52 amino acids.
AUGGCUUAUAAAGUAGGACUUUAUACGGUCACUCCUCAAUGGGAUGAUGGCACUGAGAUAACGUGCCACCGCGCGAGUAAUACUCACGCUACGGUCUACGCACUGGGCCUUAGUUUCGGGAUAGUCCCGGAACAGAGUCCUCCAUGCGUGUUUAGGUAACUUCCCCC